Molecule: messenger RNA, 1290 nt
Organism: Corylus avellana
Lineage: Eukaryota; Viridiplantae; Streptophyta; Magnoliopsida; Fagales; Betulaceae
Product: polygalacturonase-like
Biological process (GO): carbohydrate metabolic process
Molecular function (GO): polygalacturonase activity
Source: RefSeq, a predicted model, not a curated record
AUGGCUCUUCUUCACGCCCACGCCCUUUUUUUGAUUUUCACCGUUUUCAUCAUUAUAACGUCUUUCUCAUCCGAAACAUCCUGUUUUCGGCUUCAUGAUUCCCGCGCCUAUACUACUUCACGCAUAGUAAGCAUCCCUUCAACUUCAACUUCAACUUCACCACCGAAUCCGGAGCUGCUUAAUGUAGAUGCCUUUGGCGCUAAAGGCGAUGGAGGAGAUGAUACUCAGGCAUUUAAGAAAGCAUGGAGAGAGGCUUGUUCUUCAAAAGAUAGCGUUCUUGUGGUACCUCAAAAUAGGAGCUAUCAUCUCAAGCCAAUUACAUUCAAGGGUCCUUGCAAUUCUAAUUUCACAUUCAAGGUCUAUGGAACAAUCAAAGCUUCUCCUCGUAAAUCAGAUUAUCAAAAACAUAAACGACAAUGGCUUGUGUUCCAAAAUGUUCAAAAUUUUACUGUCGAAGGUGGGGGCACGGGCACCAUCAAUGGCAAUGGGAAGAGAUGGUGGAAUAACUCAUGCAAAAUCAACAAAACUCUGCCUUGCACGCACGCACCAACCGCCGUGACUUUCCUCAACUGCAACAAUUUGACAGUAGAUAACUUGCGGAUCAAAAACGCACCACAAAUGCAUCUCACGUUUCAAAGAUGCUCAAAUGUCAAAGCUUCACGUCUCGUGGUAACUGCACCGGGGCAUAGUCCCAACACCGAUGGAAUUCAUGUCACAGAAACGCAAAACAUUCAUAUUCAAAACUGCAUUAUAGGGACAGGGGAUGAUUGUAUUUCGAUAGUAAGUGGGUCUGAAAAUGUUGAAGCCACAGAUAUUACCUGUGGACCCGGCCAUGGAAUCAGCAUAGGAAGUUUGGGUGCGAGCGGUUCAAGUGACUAUGUUUCGAAUGUGUUGGUCGAUAGAGCGAUACUAUCAGGAACCACAAAUGGAUUGAGAAUAAAAACAUGGCAGGGCGGCUCUGGAUAUGCCAAAAAUAUUACAUUUCAAAAUGUUGAAAUGCACAGUGUCCAAAACCCUAUAAUCAUAAAUCAAUAUUAUUGUGAUAAAAAAGAACCUUCAUGCUCAGAACAGGCUUCAGCAGUCAAAGUAAGCAAUAUUGUUUACAAAAACAUCACAGGUGUCAGCGCAUCAGAGGAAGCCAUAAACUUCAAGUGCAGCAAGAGUUUUCCAUGUCGUGAAAUUUGGUUGGAAGACGUUAAUCUUGCCUACCAAGAAGACGAAAGUGUCAAGGCUUCUUGUGAGAGCGUUAAAUAUUUGACUAAUCAGGGGAACGUCUCUCCUUCGUGCUAG